UUAAACGAGAUACUGGUUGUAGGCUAUGUUUUAAUUUCUAUUGCGAGAGACAAGAACAGCUAAAAGGGAAGCAUUUCGCCGAUCAGAGAGUAAAAGGGAACAAUACAAUAAUAACAACACGGAGUUAUCGAGACGCUGAGGAGUUAGGAACAUUUCUCCAGAAAAAUUAUGCCGUCAGUACCUGCUACUCCGACAAUGGCCUACUUGAAUGUAACAACAGGUUUUCCGAUGAAUGCCAAUACGACCAACAUAACCGGACAAUUUAUCCCUCGUUUCGUUUCACAAUCGGAUGCCGAGGGUAGAUUGGAACGUCAGCUUGCCAUUUCCUUGACUCUUUGUUUGCUUGCAGUUUGUGCAAACAUUCUCUCAAUAGCAGCGGUGUUGCACAUUCCGGGACGAUGGAACUAUAAUAACCUGUUGAUUAUAAAUCUAUCUGUUGCUGAUGCAUUCGGUGCGAUAUCGCACCUUUUGGAUGUCGUUAGCAGAUGUUUUAUUAUGUGGUAUAGUCAGCGAGUACCAACAGAGGCUAUUAUGUAUAUCAUAAUGAGCGGCAUUGUAUUUUUCGUUUUCUUUUACUUUGCUUCGGCACUGACACUCCUAGUAGCGGCUAUUCAUAGAUACAUAGCGAUUUGCUCACCGUUGAGCUACAAUGACUUGUGUACGAAAAACAAAACCUUGAUUGCCCUAGUUUGCAUAUGGUGCGUCUCGGGGCUAUUUGCACUACCAGGAUACUGUGCAACUGCGUACGCAUAUUCUGGUAAAGAUGACAGCUGUUACAUAUGGAAUUACGUAUGGCCACCACCCAUCGUAGCGAUCGUUUUCUCAAUGGUUAUUUUGUAUUGCAUGGUCAUUGUGCGCCUGCGCAGACGAGCCGCCAUAUUGCGCUCCGAGCACCAAGUGGAACAGAACUAUCAAUGGUUCCUUAGCACUGUUAUUAUGGCAUCGAUUCUGGUAAUAUCAUUCAUUCCCUACGUUUUAACCAAGGUCCUUCGGAUACACUUUAGCCGUCAAAUGGAUAUUGUGUACAGUGAAUUUCUGUACUUUUUCCCGUUCUUCCAUUUCAUAAUUGAUCCGCUGGUUUAUGGAUUGAGGACAAAAGAUAUGAAUGAAGGCUACCAGCAAUUAUCAUCAAGAGUACUUAGAUGGAGAAGUUCACGGCAUUCUACUAACAACCAUAGCAAUACGCCAUCAUCCGUAUCAAGAUCUACCCAAAGUACUCCGUUUCCAUGUUACAACUAUGAACAAAGUACCACAAUAGUGAGAAAACCAACUCAUGAUGACGUCACUAUGGAAACGGAUGUUUAGAAAAAAUCCAGCAGUUUAGAAAUCAAACCAUAGUCAUGAUGACAGGAAAAUAAUGUUUUAAUAUAAAUUAAUAAAUACGAUUUGAUCACCAACUCAAGGAUGUUUAAUGGAAAUAUAGAUCUAAAGUAUUCACGACGACAUUAAUACAUAAUUGCAAGUUAUCGCGGGAAAGAGGUAUCCUAUUAUAUUGUAUAUAACCUUACCCUGCGUGCAGAGUCUAGUUAAACUACAAGACGAAGCUCUCUUUUAAGAAGUGAAGUCAAACGAAUGUAAAGGGUAAUAUAACCUUUGAUUUUUAGUGAAAAUUUGUGCUCAGCGUCUUUUGUAAAUUAUAUGAUAUGUAGAGAUAGUAAAACGAAAACGUAUUAAGUGAGAACAAAUCUCUGAAAGUAUUCAGAGUGUUGGGUGAAGAACGUACAAAAUUUGUGCCUAAGACUGUAUUAUUCGUUUAGAGGAAAUACGCUUUUCUGUAUUUAACGAGAAAUCAUUGAUAACGUAAACAUUUUAAUAUCAAAUGCUAUUUUAUCUCGACAAAUAUAUGACUAGGCGACAGCAAGGGAGAUAAUCAUACCAACGACGUCAGUGUCUUAUAUGGAUUCCGUAUAUCAUGUUGCAGGUUGCUCUGUAUUAGGAGGGUUAAGGAAAACGUUUUACUUGUUCGCGGUCUUCUUGGAGUUAAUUCUCCCCUUCAUAAUAUUUAGUUGCCCCAUUGAGUAUGAAGGUAUAACAAGAGUUUUUAUCCAUAGGUUUCUGAAAAACCAUUGAGAGGGGGAGUGGGCAAAUUCCUUUAAAACGUGAAAUGAUAAUCUUAGAUUAUCCGUAACACAUGAUCUCUCAGAAUUGUUGAGAAUAGAACAGCAAAACGUUAAGAGAAAACAUUGUGGGCAUGUAUGUUAUUAAUGUUGUAUUAAAGAGACCAGCAUCAUAUCACCCUGAGAAAAAUGGUUCGUCUGAGCGAGCGAAAUGUGAAAUUGUAAGUGUACGUGUCUAAUUCCAGUCGAUCAGAGCACGCUAUUUCACAUACCUGCAUUGCAAUAUAAUUCUCUAAUGCACUCAAGUUCAUUUUUAGAUUCUAGUGAAACUAAUGAAACAGAUAACUGAUAAAUUCUAAAG
Molecule: messenger RNA, 2418 nt
Organism: Owenia fusiformis
Lineage: Eukaryota; Metazoa; Annelida; Polychaeta; Sabellida; Oweniidae
Source: the annotation of a GenBank genome assembly